Messenger RNA from Numida meleagris (helmeted guineafowl), 8315 nucleotides. It is a transcript of the gene DGKD, whose product is annotated as diacylglycerol kinase delta. Bases 30 to 3500 code for a protein of 1156 amino acids. Gene Ontology annotation, biological process: diacylglycerol metabolic process; lipid phosphorylation; intracellular signal transduction. Gene Ontology annotation, molecular function: protein homodimerization activity; ATP-dependent diacylglycerol kinase activity; protein heterodimerization activity. The record is from RefSeq and is a predicted model, not a curated record. The transcript has 29 exons. NCBI's taxonomy places the organism in Eukaryota, Metazoa, Chordata, Aves, Galliformes, Numididae.
UCUGGGCGCACCGCCCCGCACGGUGCAGCAUGGCGGCGGCGGGUGCCGUGCAGCCCCAGGCCGGGGCGGUCGCCGCCGCCGCCGCCAGCGCUGCGGCGGACGAGUCGUCGGACAGCGAGCCGGAGCAGGAGCCGGGCUCGCCGCAGAAACUCAUCCGCAAAGUCUCUACGUCCGGGCAGAUCCGCCAGAAGACUGUCAUCAAAGAGGGGAUGCUAAUGAAACAGACCAGUUCCUUCCAGCGCUGGAAGAGACGAUAUUUUAAGCUGCGAGGACGAACGCUCUACUAUGCAAAAACUGCGAAGUCCAUUAUUUUUGAUGAGGUGGAUCUGACAGAUGCUAGUGUGGCAGAAUCCAGCACUAAGAACGUCAACAAUAGCUUCACGAUUAUCACUCCAUGUCGGAAGCUCAUCCUUUGUGCUGAUAACAGAAAAGAGAUGGAAGAUUGGAUUGCAGCACUGAAGACUGUACAGAACCGUGAACAUUUUGAGUCUACCCAGUACAGCAUGGACCAUUUCUCAGGGAUGCACAACUGGUACGCCUGCUCACAUGCUCGGCCAACAUAUUGCAAUGUGUGUCGGGAAGCGUUAUCUGGAGUCACAUCACAUGGGCUCUCAUGUGAAGUGUGCAAGUUUAAAGCCCACAAGCGAUGUGCUGUGCGGGCCACCAAUAAUUGCAAGUGGACAACUCUGGCCUCUAUCGGGAAGGAUAUCAUUGAGGACGAAGAUGGGAUCUCAAUGCCACAUCAGUGGUUGGAAGGAAACCUCCCCGUGAGUGCCAAAUGCACUGUGUGUGAUAAAACCUGUGGCAGCGUCCUGCGUUUGCAAGACUGGCGCUGCCUUUGGUGCAAAGCCAUGGUUCACACAGCAUGUAAAGAGUUGUUGCCAAGCAAGUGCCCUCUUGGGCUAUGCAAAGUAUCUGUCAUUCCUCCUACUGCUCUUAACAGCAUUGAUUCAGAUGGUUUCUGGAAAGCGACUUGCCCACCUUCUUGUACAAGUCCUUUGUUGGUCUUUGUCAACUCAAAAAGUGGAGACAACCAGGGAGUAAAAUUUCUACGAAGAUUCAAGCAGCUACUGAAUCCAGCCCAGGUAUUUGACCUUAUGAAUGGAGGACCUCACCUUGGUUUACGCUUAUUCCAGAAAUUUGACACUUUCCGAAUUCUGGUUUGCGGUGGGGAUGGAAGUGUUGGCUGGGUUCUCUCCGAAAUUGAUAGCCUCAAUCUUCACAAGCAGUGCCAGCUGGGAGUGCUGCCACUGGGAACAGGGAAUGAUCUUGCUCGCGUAUUAGGCUGGGGAUCCGCUUGUGAUGAUGAUACCCAGCUCCCACAGAUCCUGGAAAAGCUGGAGAGGGCGAGUACCAAAAUGCUGGACAGGUGGAGCAUUAUGGUGUAUGAAACCAAACUCCCUCGCCAGGCCUCCAGUUCCACAGUCACUGAAGAUUUCAGUGAGGAUUCUGAGGUGCAGAAGAUUCUCUUCUAUGAAGACUCUGUUGCUGCUCAUUUGUCCAAAAUUUUGACUUCUGACCAACAUUCAGUGGUCAUCUCCUCAGCCAAGGUGCUUUGUGAGACUGUGAAGGAUUUUGUGGCUCGAGUAGGGAAAGCCUAUGAGAAGGCAACAGAAAGCUCAGAGGAAUCAGAGGUCAUGGCCAGGAAGUGCUCUGUCCUGAAGGAGAAGCUGGACUCAUUAUUGAAGACACUGAAUGAUGAAUCUCAAGCAUCUUCAUCUCUGCCAAACCCUCCUCCCACCAUUGCAGAGGAAACUGAAGAUGGUGAUGGGUCAGGCAGUGGUUGUGAUUCUUCUAGUGACCGGUCAGUGGGCUCAUCGUGUACUGCACGACCCCAGAUAUUUCGCCCCAGGGAACAGCUCAUGUUGAGAGCCAACAGCUUGAAAAAAGCCAUUCGUCAGAUUAUAGAGCAUGCAGAAAAAGCUGUAGAUGAACAGAAUGCCCAGACCCAGGAACAAGAGGGCUUCCUCCUUAGUCUCUCAGCCUCUGAAGAGGGAAAGGAGCUUAGGAAUGAGGACAAAAUCUCCCUGCAGUCAUCACACAGCAGCAGCUAUGGAUUGUCCAAAGGGAGGAGCCAGCAGAAAGCAUCCAAGUCUCCUUGUGAGAGACAAAUAAGCAAAGGAAGUUUAUCAUUGGGCAGUUCUGCAUCUCUUCCUCCCCAGACAGGAAACCGGGACAACUUGCCAAUGCUGAACACAAAAAUUCUCUACCCAAAUAUCCGUGCUGGCAUGUCUGGGUCUUUGCCUGGGAGCUCUGUCAUCAGCCGCUUGUUGAUCCAUGCUGAUCCCUUCAACUCUGAGCCUGAAAAUCUUGAAUGUUACACAGAGAAGUGUGUGAUGAAUAAUUACUUUGGGAUUGGACUGGAUGCAAAGAUUUCUUUGGACUUCAACAACAAACGUGACGAGCACCCAGAGAAGUGCAGAAGUCGUACUAAAAACAUGAUGUGGUAUGGAGUACUGGGGACCAAGGAGCUGCUACACAGAACAUAUAAAAACCUGGAGCAGAAGGUGUUGCUGGAGUGUGAUGGGAGGCCAAUCCCUUUGCCCAGUCUCCAGGGAAUUGCUGUACUCAACAUUCCUAGCUAUGCAGGAGGCACCAAUUUCUGGGGUGGAACCAAGGAAGAUGAUACAUUUACAGCACCUUCCUUUGAUGACAAGAUUUUGGAGGUGGUAGCCGUGUUUGGUAGCAUGCAGAUGGCAGUGUCACGAGUGAUAAAUCUACAGCAUCAUCGGAUUGCACAGUGUCGAACUGUGAAGAUAGCCAUCCUGGGAGAAGAGGGGGUUCCUGUACAAGUGGAUGGAGAAGCCUGGAUCCAGCCUCCGGGUUACAUCUGGAUUGUUCAUAAGAACAGGGCACAAACCCUGACCCGAGACAGGGCAUUUGAAAGCACCCUGAAGUCCUGGGAGGACAAACAGAAGUGUGAGUUGUCCCGACCCUCCUCUUUCUCUCUGCAACCGGAGAUCAUGUCCGAAGAAGAAUCCACCCAGAUCAACCAGUUUGGUCAAGCUGCAGGUGCUCUGAUCCACAGCAUUCGGGAAAUAGCCCAGUUCUACCAGGACGUGGAGCAGGAGCUUGCCCAUGCCGUCAAUGCCAGCUCCAAGUCUAUGGACAAAGUCUACGCUAAAUCCAAGUCUACAGAGAGUCUGAACUGCAGCCUUGUUGUAGAGAUGGUGAAUAAUGUCAAAGCCCUGCAUAAUGAGACAGAGUUACUGCUGGCAGGCAAGAUGGCGCUGCAAUUAGAUCCUCCUCAAAAGGAGCAGCUCCAAGCAGCCCUGGCAGACAUGGACCUCCAGUUGAGGAAACUGGCAUUCAUCCCUUGGCUGUGGCAGCUUAUGGAGCCCUGUGAUGAGGAGAAUCAGAUGCUGGAUUAUUCUAAACGCAGCCGCAGCGGCAAAUUCCGACUGGUGACCAAGUUUAAAAAAGAGAAGAACAACAAAAAUAAAGAAACUCAUAAUAGCAUGGGAUUGCCGGGUCAUCUGGUGUUUAAUAGCAGAGGGUAGAAAGGCUGAGAGACCAGCUGUGUAACUCUCCACAGCUUACUGGAGAUGGAGAACGGUGCAGCACACAGAUUGCAGAAAGCAUUCUUGAGAGUUUCAGUUUUCAACUUCUCAGCUGCUGAACCAUCUUUGCAGAACAUGCUUUGAUUGCGAAAACUGGGGUCUUGUGUUACAGUCACUGGACAAAUAGAUCAUUGCACUUCCUUAAAAGAAGUGAUUGUUGUCUUUGAUGACACUGCUAGAUGGAGAGAACCUUUUUGAAAUAGUACUUAGUCAGGAUAUUGCACAACUUUGCUUCUCAACAAGAUACGCUUUCUCCACAGAGGAAAAUUGAAAGUGGUGGUUCUUUGGAUGUAUGAAAUUAUUUUGUCAUUGUUCUGGGUGACUUGCGUAUAGCAGAAAAAUAUUUUGACAUAAAGUAGUGCAUGGCAUUUGUUGAGUGACCUUUGGAUCUUCAUCUGUGCUUUUGACCAGCUUUCUGUUCAGGUUUUGCUGUAUUUUGUGUAGCUUAUUCCUCUGCAUGCCGCCCAGCUACAGAGUGUGCUUUGUUGUGUGGUGCCUAAGUGCUGACACACAUUUUUUGGUGUGACCAGUGAUCAGUUGGUUCUUCCUGCAUGUGUUUGGCUACACGCCUAGGUCCUUGAGAUCUGUAUGCGCUUUCUUUUCUCAUGCUUUGGCUUUUAACAGUCAGAGCAAUUUGCAUUUCUGGCUAGUGGUCUGCAGUUGUUUCUCUCCAUUGUUCUGUGCCUGCUCUGUGACUGCUCAUUACCCUGUUGUGCUCUAGUCGCUUUUUGAAACAUGGUUUGAGGUUCUAUGCAUAACCAUCAGGUUUGUAACCUUUCUGGUUGGCUUCCUCCUCUCUAUAACUGACUGAGUAGUUUGUAACUAUUGCUUGGUGCCCUGGCAUCUUUUCCCCCUUUCUCCACAGGUAAGCUUUUCUCUUGUCUUUCAGGACCUGGGUGUGACCAAAGUGGGUCACAUGAAGAGGAUACUGCAUGGGAUCAAGGAGCUGAGUCGGAAUACUCCUGCCAACGAGGUUUAGCCUCUGUUUUCACAGCCUGUGUCUACCAUUCCCCCUAACUGCACAGCAGUCACCUCACAGAGCAGAUGUGCUCACAACUGUCUCCACUGAACAGCCAAACUGCAACUGUUCAGAGCUCAUAUCAGCUGAGCAUGGUGCUACCUUUUUUUCCUGUGGGGUACAGCUGCAUCCAGCCAAGAGGCACCUUAUCUGCAUUCGGGGAAAGCCUCCCGGGAGAGAACUUGCUUGCUGUUUGAAGAACCUUGUCCUCCAGCGUGGGAAGUUCUGGUUCCAGUGGCAGUGACAGUGCAGGACUCCUGAGAAUUGCAACACAGCUACCUUUACUGGAUAAUUUCAUCACAGUACAAUUAUUCAGGGCAAAACAUACAUUGGCCAGUCUUAGUUCAGAAGCAUCUGACAGUCUUUUCGAACUGAAAACUUGCUUGCUCAUCUGUGUGUCAUACCUGUAGCUUAGAACAUUUAAGUGGAACAAAGCCUUGUCCUUGUCUUACUAAUCCCUUUUUAACUCACCUGUAGUUGCAUGUGAUUUGCAUCAGAAAUUCCAAGCCAAUACAGACCUCUCCUUGCUGUUGAAUACCUAGUGAUCCUCACUCACAUAUCCUUUGCAACUAACAAUGCACAUGGUCAGAGCAGCUGCACAAGUGUGCAGUCUGUUGCUGGGCCUGGCUCUCUGCUUUCAGCCAGUCAAAUGGUACAACAUGAGGGGUUUCAGGCAUCACAAACAAGUGUUUGGAAGUUGUUGAUGCUAAGACAAGACAAUUCUCAAGAGCCAAAAGAUCGUGAGAAAUCAGCUCUGACUGCAUUCAUCUUCAGGAGACAGAUGAAAGGGAGAGGAACACCAGAUGUUUGAGCCAUGCAAGAAGUGGAAUGGAAUGAAGUGAGAUGUGGAACAAGUUGCUCCACUUCAGUUUGGGGAGCAGCAUGACGCAGCAGCCAGGAGUGGCUUGCUGUCCAGUUGGUGCCGCUGUGGUGGCCACAGACAAGGGAGCUCUUGUUUUACUUCAGCUUGUAGUUGCAGAAAAAUGUCACAAAAGAUACAGUCUAUCUGUAGUACAGGCAUCUUUUGACCUGUCUUGGUGGAAAAGCUGCUAGAACCUUGCAUCUUUAUCUUGCUGCCUUGCUCCUUCACUCCAAGAUGGAUACUGAAAGCUUAAGGUGGCUCAGUCCUCCUGGGUUGUGCCCCCAUGAGAGCAAUCAUGCUGUCAAACAUAAGGGCUCAUGCAAGAGCUUUGCAAGAAAGGUGAUUGUUACAGAGCAGAAAAGCAUCGUAAUGAGAACUGGAAUAUGUUGGUACAUAGCUUUUGGUAUCACCAACAGUGGAGCAUGGAAAAAUCAGUGCCUCUGAAUCUGAGUUCCUUCAAACUCCCACUGUAUUGCCAGACCCCAGCUGGGUUACUGUUACAGCCCAAAGACUAGUAUGUGUAAUUAUACUGCCAUAUUUAUCACUGCAGAGCAAAUUAGGGAACAUUCAGUGCUAUGAAGCUGGAGAGACAGCAGGAAUUUUCAAUUACUUUAUAGUUUUGUAUGUAUUUAUUUUUUCUAAAUUAUUACAGUUGCAGCACUUGUCUGCCUUUGGCUGCAGACAGUAAAAUGGUCACAUUCACAGUGGCAAAAAAAUAAUUUCCUGAGGACAUCUUUUUUCAUUAUUAUUUUUGAGGAUUUUAUCAACUGUACAUCAGCUGUGCAGUCUAACAACGAUCUGUCAAGUUAUUUCAUGUCAAGACUUGACUGCUUCAAGAGGUUCCAGACUGAUUUCAUGCUGGGCAAACUCCAUUGCAACCUUUAGGACUUCACCAAGGAUUGUUCUUACUCUCCCUAUCCUUUUUUUUUUUUUUUUAGCUCAUUCAUUCACCCACAUCUCCUCUCAGCCUAGUGAGUUGUCAGGGUUUGCUCAUGAGAUGUUAGAAGACUAAGCAUGAUUGAACAAGCUAGCAGAAAUUCUGGUAUAAAUACUGUGGGGACCAAGAAAGAGAGAGGUUCAGCUUUUCCCUAGCUGUUUUCCUCCUAUCUGUACAUCAGCAAUUACUUCACUGGCAGUAUUUUUUUUAUUUAUCAGUACAAAACUCUGUCACUUAGCAAUGUGCAUGAUGGGGAAGUCCAUGUUUCUGCAAGGGAAUGCCCAGCAGGGAGCACAAGGCAGGUCAUGGCUCAGGAGAUGGGCUGAGAUCUGUGUUUGUUCCUUUGGAUGGCAAUGGAGCUGUGAAGUUUCUCCAAGGAACCUCAUGUUUAAAGUCCGUAAAAGGUAUGCACUUGCCUUCCAUCAUUCCUGGGGUUAUGUUCUUCCUCAACAGAUAGGGCUCCUCUCUACUCUUCCUGCUGAGAGUAACAAGGGACUGCAAAGAGCUGUACAUCUAAGUGUGUUCUUACUUAGUGCUGUACCUGAAGAGGCCUGGAGGCCACUAGCCAUCCUCCAUGGGUGAUGAUUCCUGCAGAGACGAAUCUUCCUUUCUUUUACAUUUAUAAUCUCUCUUGUAGAUAGGUUCAAAUCCUUUUUGUGUAGGUGCAGAUUUUAUCAGAGCAUUCAUAGCCAGUAUAUUCCUGCCUGCUACUUAUUGAAGGCAAGGAGGGGGUUCUACCUUCUUUUAAGAGCUAGAAAAUGAGAUUCAUGUUUAACCUGAGUGCCUUUAAAUAUUAAAGUUUCUGUCUAACAGAAGGGUUGUAGCUCUCUGCGUCUCACUGAGAGUAAUGCUGAUUUCUGUUGCAGAGAUGCUGUGAGCAGAUUAGAGCAAUGAGAGUCAGACAUCAGUGAGAGCUAUCUGCAAAGCAGGGAGCCAGGCUGAAUUCUGGCUGCAUUCAUCCGAGUUCCUCUUCUGCUAUCUCAUCAUUUCUAUUGUAGGAGAGAAACUAAGGAAAGACAGACAGUUAAAAAAAAAUCUGCUUGACCAAAAAGAAAGAGACUCUCCUGCAGUCUCAGGUAAAACACCAGCAUGAGAGAAGCUAGAACUGCACAUACCGCAUCUGUGUUCAGUCUCCUAAAAAGUGCUACUGUCAUGGAAGUCUGGUGCCACCUCCUGGUUAUCAGCUCUCACUGCUGGCAGUGAGUGGGAAGGAGCUGAGCAGUGCCCGCAGUGAGCUGGGCAUACAACUCCCUGUGCUAGGAAGAGCUUUCAGCCCAUUAUCUCAUACUGGUGAGCAAAUUCUGGGGAUUUGGCAUAACCCUGUGUUACAGUGGUGUGGCUUGGUGGGGCUGUGUGCAGAGGACACCAGAGGGAGGCUCGGCUCCUGGACCAGCUCCUGCUCUGACCCUGCAGAGGGCUGUUAGUGCUAAUGUUGUCUUCCAGGUUUGGCUGAUGAGAUCUUUCCCUGCUGGAAGCACCUUGUAAUGGUUCCGCACCACGUUGUAUGGAGAGCUUCAUUCAUUCCUUUAGUAUUAUUUACAUUUGUGCAUACUGUCUUUGUGAUUGAAAAAGACUGUUUACAAAAUAUUUUGUCUUAAGAUGCGUGUACUGUAAAAAGAAAGGAUGGAAACGGAUGUUUUUCUACACCUGUCAGCAGUGACUGCAUGUCUGCAUCAUCGUCCCGCAACCGCUGUUCCUCAGGGGUCUCCCUGCUGUUCUGUGAUCCUGUGGGAAGUGUAGGGAAGCACAUGAAUCCCUGUACAGUCUUGGGAAGAAGGUUUUGUGCCUUAAGAAUGGGACCUGCUUCCCUCCUAUUUAUUGUGUUAAUUUAUACAGUGAUUAUCAUGGAAAUGUCUCUUGUAUUUUUUUUUUGUACGUAGUUUACUGUUGAUUGUUGUAAAUAAUUUUUUCUUGUAUAUAAAGUAAACAUGUUUCUGA